This is a messenger RNA of Coregonus sp. 'balchen', 4374 nucleotides long. The record is from the annotation of a GenBank genome assembly. NCBI's taxonomy places the organism in Eukaryota, Metazoa, Chordata, Actinopteri, Salmoniformes, Salmonidae.
GUGCGGUUUCGUUGGGUAGGAACAAAUCUGACACUGAUAGUAUUUGGUCGGACAGCGCGAUGUGUAGCACAAGUGGUCCCAUCUUGGCUACAUUGUAAUCAGAGCGGAGAGGAAAGCAAACCCGUCCAUAUUACAGCUGCUGUGUCAGGUACAAAAAUCCCUUUACAUUUCGUUGUCAUCUCCAUUUACUCGAGCCAAUAACAAUGUUUAGAUUGAGUAUCGUAUGCACUCUGUUCGUGUGUUGCUUGUCCCCCCAAAAAGUAGUAUUUAUUGGUAAAACCUUUCACCAGAAGAUGGCUAGUUAGCUGUCGACAUCAACUAACAAAUGCGUUGCGCAUUCAAAAUGACAGCUCGCCGCUUUGAAAGGGAAUGUGAAACCUGCGUAUAGGUGUGAACAAGAUUUUUUGUAGUUGGAGACUUUUAUAUAAUUCUGUUGCAAUAGUUAGGUGACGAUUAUUUGUCCUCUCUACAUAGUCAGUCUGCAUGGAGCCCGACUUUUCUUUGUCAUGUCCCUCCUCCGUAGUGCAAUGUUUGGAUUUUCGACGUGUCUGUGAUCAUUCCUGGGUCAGUGAUUGGUAACUAGUAGGAUGACAACGUCAGUUUUGUUGUCCCUCCUGCGUUCUCCAACAUGGCCUACUAUAUGAUAUGUUUUGUAGAGACGGCAUUAUUGCUCUAAAUACCAUGAUUGUUGCUACAUUUACGGCCGAUAAAAUAUGUUUUGCUGUCUAUCGCUGUGGCAUUGAUGCUGUUGUAUAGACGUUUUCUGAUGAAUCCAAGGAGGUUAGCCUGCUAGCAGUCGGAACAGGGAAGGUUAGAUUUUUGUUAUGUCAGCUCAGCCGACCUCUUACUGGCCAUGUCUCAUUCUACAGCAAAGUGGAUGUUGUUGUUUUGACUUGUCGUCAUGAUUCAUGGCUAAAGGUUUCACCGCAGAAACCGGUUUAAUAACGUAAAGGCGACGGAUGUUGCAAAGUCACAUAAUUACAUUGAUCGAGUAAUAGCCUUUCUGUAAAUCCUGCCUUCACGUGACACGGAAGCUGUUGGACUGCGGUUUUUCCCCAGGGAAUUGGAUGAUCUGAUCGGUAAAGGCUCGUUAUAAUCCAUGUUUGUCAAGUGUGUCAGUGACGUUUAUAUUCGUUGUAUAGAAUCUGUCAAAUAUGUCUGAUCCCUACUCAACUGCUGCCUAUGAUUGAAUGAUGGAUGUAUCACAAUAGUGCCUAGGUAAGAUCCAGCCAGGUGUUCCACAAUUCUGACACCCCAAUCACCCCCUCCGUGUGCACCAGCGGUUUCCAUGGUGAUGGACCCUCCCGGUGGGCGAGACGAGCGGCGUCGUCAGGCGGAGCGUCUUCGACGGGAGGAGGCGUACUAUCACUUCAUCAAUGAUCUGAGCGAGGAAGAGUACCGCCUCAUGAGAGACAGCAACCUGCUGGGCACACCUGGUGAGAGGAACCUAGAGCACCUGACCUCGCUAGAACCCAGGAACCUAGAACACCUGACCUCACUAGACCCCAGGAACCUAGAACACCUGACCUCACUAGAACCCCAGGAACCUAGAACACCUGACCUCACUAGAACCUAGAACACCUGACCUCACUAGAACCCAGGAACCUAGAACACCUGACCUCACUAGAACCCAGGAACCUAGAACACCUGACCUCACUAGAACCCAGGAACCUAGAACACCUGACCUCACUAGAACCCAGGAACCUAGAACACCUGACCUCACUAGAACCCUCUAUAAUGCAGGGCUGCACAGCUCCAAUUCCCCAGGGCAGCAGUGUUUGCUGGUUUUCAGCCUUGUUUUUAAAUCCCAGGCUAAUUUGUAUCAGGACAGCCACGUGCCUGGUCCUCCUAGCCAAUAAGUGGUGCUAAUUAAUGCCAUGGAGAAACGAAAACCAGCAGGACUGCAGCCCUCGAGGAUUGGAGUAGUUGUCCGCCCCUGCCCAAACCCAAUACACUAAUGCAGACUCGCUAAUGCAAUCUAAUAUAGGCCUACCCUCGCACACACACAAUGAUGUGUAAUAACACAAUAAUAUCACGUCAUAAUAUAAUGGCUCCAUGUUGGCCACUAAGGGUUGAAUUGGAACUGGACCCUCAACAAUGAAGCAUAUAUCCCCUUGACCUAACAGAGGACAUGUUGUUCCCCAGGUGAAGUGACAGCGGAGGAGCUACGGCAGCGCCUGGACGGGGCAAAGGAGCGUGUGUCAUCUCAGCCCCGCCCUGAACCACACCCACAGAACACGGAGGCUGGAGAGGAGGAGGGGAGCAGCGGUGAGGGGGAGGAGAGAGGGUUAGGAGGGGCAGGUAGGGAUAUAGGGGUGGAAAUGGAUGCUAAAGGGUCUGGGCUGUAUAACCUAAACUUGACAGGAUGUUAUGGGUCUCAAAAUGUUAAUGACCUACUUGCUGCUGUAUAGUACUGAAGUAUGACUAGUAACGAGCGCUGUCUGUAUAGGUACUGCUGAGACGGGAGCAGAGACAUCUAACGGCGACUCACUGCUGGAGUGGCUGAACACGUUCCGACGCACCGGGAACGCCACGCGCAGCGGCCAGAGCGGCAACCAGACGUGGCGCGCGGUCAGCCGCACCAACCCCAACAGCGGAGAGUUCCGCUUCAGCCUGGAGAUCAACAUCAACCAUGAGCAGCCGGAACCAGGGGAGCACAGUGACACCCCCGACCCCUCAGAGUUGGCCCCUGUCCCCCCUCCAUCCACAGCCUCCAUACACACUUCCCCCUCCACUCGCCCCUCCCCCUACACCCCUGCCCGGCCCUCCCCCUACACUCCUACCCGGCCCUCCCCCUAUCCCUCACCUCGAGCUACCCUGGGCAGGAGGGCUCAGACCCGCCGUACACGCAGUACUACCACCACCCCCCCUCUGACUCCUGCACCCUUCACAUCACCCCUGACCCCCCCUACUGCUUUAAGAAGUACAACAGCCCUCCACCUCCCCCCAGCCCCAUUCCCCAUAACCCCCCCUACCCUUCAGGAUCAAAGCAGCCCUCUACAGCUCCAAUCCCCAAGCGGAGCUUCCUCCCCAGGUGAGAGGCAGGAGGAGGGGGUUCCUACCCUGGACUGCCCCCGUGUACCAACCCAGUCUGGCCCCCAGGGGGCGUCUGUGGGUCAUGAGCCACGCAGAAGCAGGACUCGAUCCCGCGGCCGGAUCCGCAGGGCUGCAGUAGGAGGUGGGACUUCCUCCCGGUCGUCUAGGAGACGUAGCCGCUCCCCUCUUCAGAGAAACCCUGCCCCUAACUCAGCUACCUUGUCCCCUAGUGGUGGGAGUGGAAAUAGUGGCUCUAAUGAUGGCCACACUGCCGAGCCCGGCAACGGAACUGCUUCUGUCUCCAUGGAGACCGGUGAGGCCUUGUCAGAGCCGGCUGUAGUAGCAGAGGCUGGUCCAGAGGCAGGGGAGCAGGAGGGAGAGGCACACACGGCCGGGGCGGGGGGUGCAGGAGGGGUGCGGCGCCAUCCCACCAUCAUGCUGGACCUGCAGGUGCGUCGCAUCCGACCGGGAGAGAACCGGGACCGGGACAGCAUCGCCAGCCGUACCCGCUCCCGGGCCCGCGCCGCCGAGAACACUGUCACCUUCGAGAGCGACAGCGGAGGCUUCCGGCGCACCAUCUCCCGCUCGGAGCGGGCCGGGAUCCGGACCUACGUCAGCACCAUCCGGAUCCCUCUGAGGAGGAUCAGUGAGACGGGCCUGGGGGAGCCCAGCUCCACCGCCCUGCGCUCCAUCCUCAGACAGAUCAUGACUGGCUUCGGAGAGCUCAGCUCCCUCAUGGAAACAGAGGCUGACUCUGAGUCCACUGGGGGCACGCCAGGUCACCAGGACCCUGCAGGACCCAACGCUAACACCAACACCACACAGGCCUACCAUAGCCACGGCAACGAGAGUGGAACUGGGGCGGAAGGCCAGGCAGGAGGGGCGGAGAUGGAGAGAGAGGGAGCAGCAGGGGCCGAGGAGGAAGGAAGAGGCCAGGAGAGGUUAGCCGGGAGUGACGGCGGCGCCGGGGGAGUCCCCACCCCCAACGAGGGUCGGCCGACGAGCAGGGACACGAACAACCUGGUGGAGAAUGGCACACUGCCCAUCCUGCGGUUGGCCCACUUCUUCCUGCUCAACGACGAGGAAGACGAGGAACACCCUCGCGGCCUGACCAAAGAGCAGAUCGACAAUCUGGCCACACGCACCUACGGCCAGGCCAGCCUGGAGGGGGAGGCGGGGCGCGCCUGCAGCGUCUGUAUCAACGAGUACGCCCAGGGGAACAAGCUGCGCCGCCUGCCCUGCGCCCACGAGUUCCACAUCCACUGCAUCGACCGCUGGCUCUCUGAAAACAACACCUGCCCCAUCUGCAGGCAGCCCAUCCUCCCCGUGCACCAGGAC